CUAAAAAUGUCUGUUGUUAAUUUUCUCACUCACGGUGAACGGGAAAAAUUGGAUCAGUUUAUGGAAAUCGUAAACAUUCAUGAUGAGGAAGUUGCAAUGGUAUCAAUGACAAACGCCGAUUGGAAUCUGGAACGCGCAAUUGGAACUCAUUUAGCGUUAGGAUCAGAAGGAGAUAUUUAUGCAGGAGGCUCACCAUUGGAUCCAGUUGACAAUCAACGAGGUAGCAGGGAUGAUUUCGGUAAUGACGAGUACGACAACAAUGGGAUUGGUGGAACAGCCAACAUAUUGAAUGAUGAAGUUGGAGAGUCGAGUACGCUCUAUCAAGUUGCACCGCCACUCAUGAUGCCACACCAUUCUCAGCCGAUUCCAGAUGCAUUGAAAUGUUAUACUGAUAAUUUUAACACAAGGUAUCAAAUUGGAAGCACUGUGAUGCCAAAAUUCUAUACGGAUACUUUGCGGAAUGCUGUGAAAGAAGCAUUUGACCAAGAAAACCCGAUUCUAUGCCGUCCCUUGGCUUUCUUUAUCAACAAUGAAAAUAGUUCAAAUACAAGAAAUUUUGUAACCAAUGUUUUGUGCAACGAGCUUGUCACCAGUUAUCUUGCAACUAAGUAUAUUUUGUACCCCUGGGAUGUGACCGAACCAAGAAACUUGGAUCGAUUUCUGCGAAUUUUGACUGAUUCAAACAUGUCGUCAAUGCAUUACAAUCUCAAGAGUUUCAAUGAAUCUGAGUCUCAUCGUUUUCCAUACAUCGCAAUUGUUUUAAGAAAAGGAAACUGGUUUGAAGUUAUACGAGAAGUUAACGGUACCAGUGACUUGAAUGAAGUUGUGAAUGCUCUGUAUGAAGGGUUCGAAGAACUUCAAGAAGAAAAACUGCGUGUUUUGAGUAAACAGGUGGAGCGAAAAACAAAACAAGCAAAAGUGGAAGAAGAAAGGAAACUUAUAGAUCAGCAGAACGAGGUUUAUUAUAAGAACUUGAAAAUUGAUACUGAUAAUUUGAAUAAGAAACGGAUAGCAGCGAAAUCAGAAAUCGAAACAACAAGACCGGAAACUAAACCGAAAAUUACCCCAAUGAAAGUCAUAAGCGUUACACCUCAGAACCUACCAGAAGAACCAAAUGUUUCCGAAACAAAUAUUGUCACAGUGAAGUUCCGGUUGCCAAAAGGGAUCCAGGUGAUUGGCAAAAUUUUUAAAUAA
Messenger RNA from Caenorhabditis elegans, 1194 nucleotides. RefSeq names its product UAS domain-containing protein (gene ubc-23). The transcript has 4 exons. Bases 7 to 1194 code for a protein of 395 amino acids. NCBI's taxonomy places the organism in Eukaryota, Metazoa, Nematoda, Chromadorea, Rhabditida, Rhabditidae. The record is from RefSeq and is marked reviewed.